GGAAAGUACAUUUAUUACGCCGAGGGGGCGGGGGGGGGAUGAAGAUGUCUUGAAAAACACACAUUUUUUUUCAAGGCCCUUGUUGAGGUCAUUGGAAAAUUUUCGAAGCCCCCCCCUUCAAGUUUUUAAAAUUUUCAAUGCCCCCCCCCCCAGAAUUCGGAAUUGAAUGAACCUGGCAUCUGUUGCAAAAUCACCAGUGCUUCAAUUUCUUUACUUUUUAUCUCGUUUGUACUAACAUAUCAUUCUUAGAUAUAAUUAGAAUGCGUUUAUAAUAACAACACAAAAAUUUUAAAAUUCCAGAUCAAGAAUCAAGAUUUCCUUCGGGGCAUACAAAGGUUUGAAAGACUUAAAAUGCAAUCUGUAAAACGAUACACCAGAAAUAUAUUGCAUAUAUUUCUCGAUGAAGAGAUUUGUUUUGAGUGCGAACAAUGCUGAGUGAUGAUCAUUGCAUGCCGGCAAGUCCGGUGUAGAAGCUCAGUUCUUGGCGUCUAUAUAUAUAUAUAUAUAUAUAUUUAUAUAUAUAUAUGUAUAUAUAUAUAUAUAUAUAUAUAUAUAUAUAUAUAUAUAUAUAUAUAUAUAUAUAUAUAUAUAUAUAUAUAUAUAUAUAUAUAUAUAUAUAUAUAUAUAUAUAUAUAAAGACACAAAAACUUAGCAAGCUUUGUUUGGCAUAUUUAUUACUAUACAGUUUCGUACCACGUAAAUAACGUGGCACUCUUCAGAUAAAAUAGCCUAUGUUUGAACUAUAGCUUCUUAACGAACUUUUUAAAUAUGUACAGAUGGUAUAAAGGACGCUUAUCUAAUUACAAAUCAAUUAACACCUCAAGUAGUGUCACGAAAAUAUUAGUAUCAAGUUAUAAAGUUUUUAAGUAGAAAUUUAUUAGCGUGUUUACACGUGGAGACAAGUUCGUUGCGACGAUUAAAUGUUGCAAUGUCCGGUUUACAAAUAAUGAAAUACUUCUCCCAGAUACACAAGUUAUUAAGUAAAUACAUCUGGAAUCUUAAGAACAAUAAUAUUAGUUACUCUAUCAGAUGGAAAAUUUUAAAACGCGCUAAAUCUUACAGUAAUGCAUCCAAGAGAUGUAACUUGUGUAUCUGGGAGAAGUAUUUCAUUAUUUGUAAACCGGACAUUGCAACACUUAAUCGUCGCAACGAACUUGUCUCCACGUGUAGACACGCUAAUAAAUUUCUACUUAAAAACUUUAUAACUUGAUACUAAUAUUUUCGUGACACUACUUGUGGUGUUAAUUGAUUUGUAAUUAGAUAAGCGUCCUUUAUACCAUCUGUACACAUUUAAAAAGUUUGUUAAGAAGCUAUAGGUCAAACAUAGGCUAUUUUAUCUGAAGAGUGCCACGUUAUUUACGUGGUACGAAACUGUAUAGUAAUAAAUAUGCCAAACAAAGCUUGCUAAGUUUUUGUGUCUUUCUAUUAUGCUCUGGUUAUCCAUUGAGCACUCUAUCAUUGGUUUUUAUAACCUUACACAAACUAUUUUAUAUUUAUAUAUAUAUAUAUAUAUAUAUAUAUAUAUAUAUAUAUAUAUAUAUAUAUAUAUAUAUAUAUAUAUAUAUAUAUAUAUAUAUAUAUAUAUAUAUAUAUACACAGGAAUAUAGCGACAUAGUAUAUUCAGAAAUGUGGUAGCGGUUUGUCAGUUUAAUCACAGUUAAUAGAAUGAAUCACAGUUAAUAGAAUCACAAUUAAAUGAAUGACUGAUAGUGCAUCAAAUUACAAAUCCUUAAUAGCGUAAAACAAAAAUCUCAUCGAGAAACAUCGUUUUCCAAGGCUGUCUUUAAUUUUUGUGCUGUUUUUAUAAUUCGAGAUGUAAGUUUUCACUAUGCCUGGUAGAAAUUGUGCAUUUUUUGCCGUCCGACUAGCCAAAAGGACAAAUUUUCGUUAUUUCAAAUUCCCGUUGUGAACGCCAAACAAAGCGAACACGCUGCGUCGUUAAAGAAAAAAAAGCCGAGAAGAAUGGCUCAAUAUUAUUCUCAGGAGAAGAGAGAUGACUUCAGAACUGAAGGAACGGAUAAGCAAGAAUAAUAUAUAUGUUUGCGAACUCCAUUUUAAAGCCGAUUGCAUUUUAAAAGGUAUGUUUGUUGCAUAAUUGUUAUGAUAAUUAAUAUGUAAAUUUUGCUUGGUAUGACCAGGGACACCAUGGAUGCAAAUGUUGUCUUGUUGACACUACACGACAGCCUGAAAGAUAAAAAUAUGGCUUAUCGAAUCUCUCUGUUUCAGGAAAACUUUCGUCCUUUGCUCGAAUCGUCGAGAAGCGGCUAUAUUUUUAUCUUUUAGGCUGUUGAGAUUCAUACAACCUUUGCCGCUUUUUUAAUAUGGAGCCGAAGCCAUCUAAAACCAUCAAGUUGUUAUAUAUGUUAUAUAUGUUUUAAUGUUUAUAAUAGCUUACUGCAUUUUUUUUCCCACUGUAUGCAUAUUUUUAUACGUGAAAACAACCACGGUUUUAGACUAUAAACGUACCCACAAAAUAUAAUCUCAACUGAGUUUUAUAAGGAUUGUUAGUGAUAUACUGAUAUUUGUGUGUUUGACACCCUGCCAGGUUUCAUGCUGUAAUUCCAACCAAUAUUUACUGUCCAGUUGGAUAUCCAAUAUUUUAUCUGCACCAUUUUUGAAGUAUAUAAAGUUCGGGUGUUUUUUACUAUAUAUGAAGUGGCAAGUACAUGCAGCUGUUUUAUAUGUGUUGUAGUCAUGUAUGACUGUUAACACUUUAUAUUUUAAUACCGUAUAGUGAAAGCGACUUGGAUUAAGAUUCUUUUGAUUCACUAGCUUGACACUAGCAGCUUUGAUUGCUAUUUUGAAAUACGACUCUAUCAGUUUUGAAGUUCUAUUAUGCAUUACAAUGUAUGGAAUUUAUGCACUUAUAUUUAAUAAGUGUAGUCAUUUCUAUAGAGAACACAACUACUUGUGUACUAAUUAUAACCAUUUGCAGAUCCUGAUAAGCCAAACUUAAGAAAAAUCCUUCAAACUGGCUGUAUCCUCACGGAAAACCUGCCCUUAAGAUCCCAUGAGACCAAGAUGACACCACGUCGAGUUAUUGAGAAGCAGGCACCAAGACAAGAGCUACAAGAGGAUAUACCAUCUUCCACCCAUUCGUAUUUAGAGCCAGGAUUGUGUUCAGUUGAUUUAAUUAAUCAACUUGACCAUGAUACUUUAUUGGAAUGGAAAAGUGAAGUGUGUGACGAUGGCAAUGUCAAUUUUUUUCUGACUGACAAUGUCCAUGGAGUUGCCAAAUAUACAGUUGUUGUGGAUUCUUAUUCAAUAGAGUUUACGGCAUAUGCUUUUAAUUGGCCAAUACCUGAUGAUCACAAUAUCUACAACGAACAUAAACGAUCUAUCAAAAGUGGUGACAGUUUCGAGAGGUGUUGUCAACAAUAGAGAAAAGCAAGCUAUGUGAAUGUGUGCCUGAAAAUCAUCAAACAAGAAAUGCUGCUAUUGAUCCGAACACUGACAUAACCAUUGCUAUUCCUCGAACAGUUAUUCGCCACUCUGUUCCAAAAAAACAUCACAAAAGUAGUUUGAAGCAACUGUUUUCUUUCGUUCACCUAACUGUGAGGUCAUCAUAGAACGUUCUGAACUCUGUGAUCCAUGCUCAACUAUCACCUAACAACUAAAGAAGACAAACAAGAAGAGAGCUAAAACAUCCCGCAGCAAAGUGUAAGGCUCCUCUUUCAGCAUGUGGACCUGACAAGUUACGAGCAACUGUGGUCACUGCAAGGUCGAAGUGCAAAUUGCUUGAAGGGGAACUGCAAGAACUCCAAAAGAACAUUACCAGUCAAGGCGUAUCCAUUGAUAAGACUUUGGAGGAGGAAAUUCUGAAGAUAAUGGAUGGACAAAAUCUAGAUAGUACUCCACACAUGAAAUUCUUCUGGCAAGAACAGAUGAAGCUUUUGCAAUCUUCUAGUUGUGGACGAAUAUAUCACCCACAAAUUAUUCGGUUUGCUUUAUCUGUUCAUGGCAAAUCACCAUCUGCCUAUAGAGAGCUCAGAGAAAGUGGUGCCUUGAUAUUACCCAGCAAAAGAGUUUUGAGAGAUUAUAAAAUUAUUUCUCUCCAAAAGCAGGGGUAAACGCAGAAAGUGCAGAAUCUUUGCGAAAUAAGGUGAAAUCAUUUAGCGGAAUUCAACGAUACGUCGUACUGGUCAUGGAUAAGAUGAAGGUCCAAUCAAAUCUUGAAUAUGACAAGCAUUCUGGUGAUCUGAUCGGGUUUAUUGAUCUUGUUGAUCCUAUGACAAAUUAUGCCUGUCUUGAUAAGGAAGAUAGCGUUGCCACUCAUGCAUUGACAUUUCUUGUUAGAGGUUUAGGCACUGAUAUGAAACAUAUCAUUGCCUAUUACUUUACAGGGAAUGUCACUUCAUACCAUCUAAUGCCCAUUUUCUGGAAAGUUGUGUCAACAUUGGAGUUGUCACUGGAUCUUUGGGUGAUUGGUCUGGUCAAUGAUUGUGCUUCACCAAAUCGCAAGCUAUUUAAUCUCCAUAGCACGUUGGCUGAUGAAGAUGAAUGCGAUGUUGUAUAUAAGACUUUAAAUCUUUUUGCACCAUUACGUUUUGUCUACUUCUUCGCAGAUUCUCCACAUUUACUGAAGACUGCAUCGAAACUGCUUGUAUAAUUCAGGAUCAGGAUCACACGGUCGAUAUAUGUGGAACAAUGGCAAAUAUCUUCUAUAUAGUCACAUAGCAGAUCUUUUUUAUCAGGAUCAAGCAGUUGAGCUCCAUGUGCUUCCAAAAUUGACAUUGGAUCACAUUACGCUAACGAGUUACAGCAAGAUGAAGGUGAGAUUGGGAACUCAGGUUCUCAGUCGAUCGGUUGCAAUAGCACUGGAGGAAAGCGGAAACAGUGAUGUUUUGGGGACUGUACAAUUUCGUCGAAUGAUGAACGAUUUUUUUAUUGCACCAAUGUAAGAUCUUUUACUGAGCGUGUCAAAAAAAGAAAUGAAUUCAUCAAGCCCUAUACUUCUGCUUAUGAUGAUCGGUUUGGAUGGUUGGUUGAUGUUUUUCUUCAGUACCUGGAGAGUUUGAAGGCAUCCACUCAUGAAAGGGAAGGCGACUUCUCUGAUGAUGCAAGAGGAAAGAUGUUCUUAUCCAUGCAAACGUACGAGGGUCUGAAGAUUUAUGCCUUUUCCCAUGUUGAGGCCAUCAAGUUUCUUAUGGAAAUUUGGUUCAAGUAUGUCCUGAGUGAAAUGUUUAUGCAAGAUGUACUGGAGGAUUACUUUGGACACCAGCGUUCCAAAGGACGACGAGCAGAUAAUCCUAGUGCCUAUGAAUUUGGCUACAAUGAUCUCACCAACGCAGCGCAGCGAGACAUUGCUCCAGUUGUACGAGGAGAUGUUGGUGGCAGAUAUGAAAAGAAAAAGUGGUUUACUGUGAGUGAUGAGCCAGCGCAGAAGAGAAAGAAAAAAUAA
This is a messenger RNA of Paramuricea clavata, 5401 nucleotides long. NCBI's taxonomy places the organism in Eukaryota, Metazoa, Cnidaria, Anthozoa, Malacalcyonacea, Plexauridae. The record is from the annotation of a GenBank genome assembly.